GAAACUGAGUUGGGUUCCGGAAAACAAACGUUAAAAUCCACGAAUCCGAAAUGGGUAUUUGUAGUUCAUGCGAGUCAACUCAUGUAGCAACAGCCAAGCUGAUCCUCCAAGAUGGGAGGCUACAGGAGUUCCCUUACCCUGUUAAGGCUUCCUAUGUCUUACAAAGGAAUCCCAUGUGUUUUAUCUGCAACUCAGAUGAAAUGGACUUUGACGAUGUCGCCUCGGCUAUUCAGGAAGAUGAGGAGCUCCAACCUGGUCAACUUUACUUUGCUUUGCCAUUGAGUUGGCUUAAACAUCCUUUACAAGCUGAAGAAAUGGCCGCAUUGGCCGUCAAAGCUAGCUCUGCUUUAAUGAGAAGUGGGGGUGAAAAAUGUGGGUGCAGACGUAAAACUGUUACUCCUUUCGUGUUUCCAGAAGAGUCUCCUCUCCGGAAAGAUGCCGGCUGCGACGGUGCUGGGGACGGUGGUGAGAAGACAGGGAGAGGAGGUAGAGGGAGGAGAAAGUUUAAGGCUAUGUUGAGUGCCAUUCCUGAAUAGUGGGGGUUAAUUUGGGAAACGAAGUGUGGUAUAUUUGUAAAUAUGUAAUCAUCUUGAGACUUGUUAGUCAAAUCAUUGUUAGAAACGGGGGGUGGUUGACCCUCGCCGUGGAUGCGAUUA
Theobroma umbraticum is the source of this 656-nucleotide messenger RNA. RefSeq lists its product as uncharacterized. The record is from RefSeq and is a predicted model, not a curated record. Lineage: Eukaryota; Viridiplantae; Streptophyta; Magnoliopsida; Malvales; Malvaceae.